UCCUAAGGAGGAGAUCAAUUGUUUACCUGCGAGAAGGUUUACAAACUUAUGUUGCAUUAUUUUAGCUGGGCUGAAUUUUUCGCUUCAGUUGGGCGUCCUUAAGAUAGACAACGAACGCUGCAGCCCUAAGACAUUCUGUUUCGUGUUGUCAGACUUCAGUUGUCAAAAAUGUCGUCCGGAAAAGUCCAGACAGUUUGUGGUGUUAUUUCACCUGAUCAACUUGGAAAGACCCUAACACAUGAGCAUAUCAGACUUCAAUACAUGUGCUGCUAUUUAGAACCAAAAACAGAUUCUGACAAAGAGCGAGCAAGGGAUCCUGAAAUACGUCUUGAUAAUCUUGGUUGGAUCAGGCAAUAUCCGUACAGUCACAUUGAGAACCUGAAGUUGGGUGACGAGACAAUAAAGUCAAUGAUCACUGAAAUUGGCUUCUUCAAAGAAAAUGGGGGUGGAUCAAUUGUAGAGGCAACCACUGUUGGAAUAAAUCCUGACUGGGAAUUCCUAAAGGAGGUUUCACAAUCGACUGGUGUCCACAUCAUUGCUGGAGCUGGCCAUUACAUGGGUUUUACGUUGCCAGAGUAUGCAAAAGAUGCCAGCAUUGAUGAGCUUUGUCAGGAAAUUGUCAAGGAUAUUGAAGAAGGGAGAAAUGGCAUCAAGGGGGGCGUCAUUGGUGAAAUUGGGUGUACUUAUCCACUGACCGAUUUGGAAAGGAAAUGUCUCAUUGCUGCAUCUAAAGCGCAGAAAAUCACUGGUGCACCAUUACUCAUCCACCCCGGCAAGCACCAUGAUUCUCCAAUAGAGAUUGUUAAUAUAAUCAAAGAAUCAGGGGGUGAUGUCACAAAAACCGUUAUGUCACAUUUGGAUCGAACCAUUUUUGAAUAUAGUGGAUUGGUUGAGUUGGCAAAAACAGGGUGCAUUUUGGAGCAUGACUUUUUUGGCAUUGAAGUAUCGCAUUAUCAGAAUAACCUUGCAGUGGACUUUCUGAGUGAUGCCCAGAGAAUUUACCGAAUCAAGCAUUUGAUUGAUCAAGGCUUUGAGGAUCAGCUAGUGAUUGCGCACGAUGUUCACACAAGACACCGAUUGGUAAAGUAUGGUGGUCAUGGAUAUUCCCACAUUUUGUGCAAUGUGGUGCCAAAAAUGCUCCAAAGAGGUAUCACCCAGGAGCAGGUCGACAAAAUGCUGAUAAGCACGCCAAGAAGAUGGCUGACAUUUUCAAAGUGAAGCAAUGAUUUGGCUUUUGUAAUGACGGAUUUGACAAUUUUUGCUACUAGAUUAGUGUUUAUUAUUGUGAAUUAUAAGAUAAUGUAUUGAAUGAAA
Molecule: messenger RNA, 1314 nt
Organism: Rhopilema esculentum
Lineage: Eukaryota; Metazoa; Cnidaria; Scyphozoa; Rhizostomeae; Rhizostomatidae
Product: phosphotriesterase-related protein
Biological process (GO): catabolic process
Molecular function (GO): zinc ion binding; hydrolase activity, acting on ester bonds
Source: RefSeq, a predicted model, not a curated record